CAUGAUCCUUGUUUUACAGACUAGGAAGUCGAGCCUCAGGGGAGUGACGGGGCUUCUCCGCAGGCUCGGCGAAGAAAGCGAGGGUGGGAGGACCCAGACGAGCGGCCACAACAGCCUCAGCGGCCACAACAGCUUCAGCAGCCACAACAGCUUCAGCGGCCAACUCAUGUCAGCCGGCAGAGGGCGCAGGCAGCGGGCAGCUCCAGCUCCGCUGGGGCGUGGCCUUCUGGCGCACCGACACAGUUCCCUCUGUGGCCACCCAUUGGCUCCCUCUUACCGCCCUUUUCCGGGGCAAGGGAAGCUAGUAGCGGAGCCGGAAGUGAGGCACCCUCGGGCUCGAGACAGCAGCGGCGUUUAAAGCUGAGCGACCCAGUGCCACUGGAGACGGUCAGCUUCUCCACUCAGGCUCCUCCAGCCCGAGCCAGAAGACCCCCUCCCCCAGAAUUCUGGGGGCCUAUGGAAGGGAGCCGAGUCAGAUCGCGAGGUACCCAGAGCCGAGCCACAGGGCGUUGCCAGAAGCCCCGCCCCUAGGAGUGAUCGGAAAGCCUCACCCAUCCGGGUGAGGAACCUGGAGGGACCGCCUCGGGGCGGAGCCCGCCGACCAUGGCUACGCCCCCGGUGGCCGGUCCCGCAGCUCUACGCUUUGCCGCCGCGGCUAGCUGGCAGGUUGUGCGCGGACGCUGCGUGGAACAUUUUCCGCGAGUACUGGAGUUUCUGCGAUCUCUGCGCGCUGUUGCCCCUGGCUUGGUUCGCUACCGGCACCACGAACGCCUUUGUAUGGGCCUAAAGGCCAAGGUGGUGGUGGAGCUGAUCCUGCAGGGCCGGCCUUGGGCCCAAGUCCUGAAAACCCUGAAUCACCACUUUCCAGAAUCUGGACCUAUAGUGCGGGAUCCCAAGGCUACAAAGCAGGAUCUGAGGAAGAUUUUGGAGGCACAGGAAACCUUUUACCAGCAGGUGAAGCAGCUGUCAGAGGCUCCUGUGGAUUUGGCCUCGAAGCUGCAGGAACUUGAACAAGAGUAUGGGGAACCCUUUCUGGCUGCCAUGGAAAAGUUGCUUUUUGAAUACUUGUGUCAGCUGGAGAAAGCACUGCCUACACCACAGGCACAGCAGCUUCAGGAUGUGCUGAGUUGGAUGCAGCCUGGAGCCUCUAUCACCUCUUCUCUUGCCUGGAGACAAUAUGGUGUGGACAUGGGGUGGCCACUUCCAGAGUGCUCUGUUACUGACUCAGUGAACCUGGCUGAGCCCAUGGAACAGAAUCCUCCUCAGCAACAAAGACUAGCACUCCACAAUCCUCUGCCAAAAGCCAAGCCUGGCACACGCCUUCCUCAGGGACCAUCUUCAAGGACGCACCCAGCACCUCUAGCUGGCCGACACUUCAAUCUGGCCCCCCUAGGCCGACGAAGAGUCCAGUCCCAAUGGGCCUCCAGUAGGGGAGGCCAUAAGGAGCGCCCCACAGUCAUGCUGUUUCCCUUUAGGAAUCUCGGCUCACCAACCCAGGUCAUAUCUAAGCCUGAGAGCAAGGAAGAACAUGCGAUAUACACAGCAGACCUAGCCAUGAGCACAAGAGCAGCCUCCACUGGGAAGUCUAAGAGUCCAUGCCAGACCCUGGGGGGAAGGGCUCUGAAGGAGAACCCAGUUGACUUGCCUGCCACAGAGCAAAAGGAGAAUUGCUUGGAUUGCUACACGGACCCCCUGAGACUAUCAUUAUUACCUCCUAGGGCCAGGAAGCCAGUGUGUCCUCCAUCUCUGUGCAGCUCCGUCAUUACCAUAGGGGACUUGGUUUUAGACUCUGAUGAGGAAGAAAAUGGCCAGGGGGAAGGAAAGGAAUCUCUGGAAAACUAUCAGAAGACAAAGUUUGACACCUUGAUCCCCACUCUCUGUGAAUACCUACCCCCUUCUGGCCACGGUGCCAUGCCUGUUCCUUCCUGUGACUGUAGAGACAGCUCUAGACCUUUGUGAUAGAACUAAAAUGCCCUCUGUACUCUGCCUGUCUCCUGCCUCCUCAGCUCUGCAAGUAGUUUAGUAGGAAUGAAGUGGAAGUCCAGGCUUGGAUUGCCUAACUACACUGCUAAAAAUAUUUGUAAUCCUUAAUAAUUAAACUUUGGAUUUGUUAAAAUACUGCCUUGAUGUGAAGGAGGGGAAUUAAGGUUUCCAUAAGGUCAGCAUAGGCCAUUCCUUAGAAACAGAACUGUCCCUUCCAAACUGGAAGGAUCCCUUUGCCUUUUUUUACUUCCCUUGCUAAGUGUUGUUCAGCUGUGCCUAAAAGGGUUAGCAGGGUUGACAGCCUGGAAGAGAAAGGUCCUUUGGUAUUCUAGAAAUAUGUGUCCUAAUGCCAGAAUAUACUUUGUAAGUUCUCAUGCUGCCAGAUUAUCUGGGGGUGGUGGCACUAGAAUGGAGAUACUUCAUGGGAAUAAUACUCAUUGUUCUUGACCCCACUGGGUCAGUGCUGACCCUACCACCACCCACUCUGCAGCAGCACCCAGAUGCUAGCCUUGUACAGAAAGCCCCAGCAUCUCUUUACAGUCAAUGAGCUCUCUCUUUAUUGAGGUAUGUCAAAUAUACAAACACUUCAGAGCUUUUUAGAUAUGUGAAGUUCCCAUUUAGUGAAGCAGAUUAACAAAACAUGAUUCUAAAAGCCUGCCUCCUCUAGACCAAGGCCAUGUAAAAGAUUUAUGUACCAAUCAGCAUCUUUUCCUUUUAAUAAUCUUCAGGAUGUUGGGUCCCCAGAUUCUCAUUUGAUUUUCUUGCAUCAUUUUCUCAGACUGUUUGCUUCCUUGCUUCCUCCCCAGUGAGUGCCUUGGGCAUUUUGUGUGUGCAGAUAGAGAAGUACAGAGUUACUGCAGGAGCCCUCAGGAGUGAGACAACAGGAAAUGACAAAGUAACAGAGAGCUGCAGUAGCUGGGAUGGGUGAGGACCCCACUUGGGAUGCCCCAUGGUAGAGUACUGGUGCCUUGGGAGGGUAGAACUGCUCAGGUCUAGCACGCCUCACUGAAGAUUGGAUUCACCUGCUGGGUGACUCGAAUGAAGGUAGUUCUCCUGCUCAACUCUUUGAGCUUAGCUGCUCCCACAUAGGUACAUGUAGAGCGGAUCCCUCCUAGGAUGUCUCGGAUGGUAUGUUCCACAUCUCCUUUAAAAGGAACUUCCACUGUCUUUCCCUCUGAGGCUCUUAAAGUAGGAAAAACUUUAUUAUCUUCUCUUCUGGAUUCCUUAAGCCCAGGGACUUUUCCCCAGACCCUAGCAUUGAGCCCCGGUUCACCAUGCUUUUCCUGAGAACUGUACCAUCCCCCUCUCAGCAGCCAUGAGUUCUGCCCCCAUACUAUUACUAAGCUUCUGGGCCUCCACACAUACCUGUACUCAGCCACGCCGCCAGCAUACUUCUUCAUGGCCAUUUCAGAACUCAUUCCAUAGAAGAGCUUGUACUUCUUGCCGUCCCUCUCGAUGAGCUCACCACCUGACUCACUGUGCCCAGCCAGCAUGCCACCCAGCAUCACAAAGUCAGCUCCUGCCCCUGCCACCAUCAUGGAGGGGGGAAAGAGAUUAAUCUGGCCAAGGUGCUCACAUGGCCACCCUCAAGAGCAACUCACACCAUAUUCUCAGUCCUGACAAUGAUUCCAGCAUCUUCCUCAUUCAGCUUCCCUAGCUGACCCACAAUCCAUGCAGGCCUGAUCUGCCCUGGCCUCUAUUCCUCAGUGGGUAUGAUUUCCCCAAGAUUUAAAGAAGAGCCUCUGGAGAGUCCCUGCCUGGCUUUUGCUUUCUCCUUUUGCUGUUUUUACCAUCAUCGUCUGGUCAUUUCAUUUUACUGUGCCCAGCUAAAUAAGACUCAUUUCAUGUGUCCCAAGAGCAAAGAUCCCCAACUCUAAUGGGAGUAAUGAUCUCCUGGGAAGCUGUGCAAAAUGAAAAAUGCAGAUGUGCUGUCCCAUUCCUCAGAGCCUAAUAUUUUUAGGUAUGGCUGGGGAUCAGGAGUCUGCACUGUGCAGCAAUCUAGGAGAUGGUGAGAUGGCCCUGGCCCACACUUGGAGUCUCAGAUGUCCCCUGCUGGCUGCCCCAGGUGAUACCAUAGACUUCAGAGUCACUAAUUCAUAUUAUGAAAGAAUCUGAAUGACUUCCUGAGCCUCUCUUAGCCUGACCCUAGACCCUCAGAGGUGAUUCAUCCUCUUGUAUAGAAUCAUCCUUCCAUGCCCUCAAGCUCCUUACCAAAAGCCUUGGCCACAUCCCCAGGACAGCUGCAACCUCCAUCCUGCAAAGUAAGGAGCACUAUGAACACAACAUGGAUUUCCCAAGCCCUCAGCGAUGUCCCAACAGCCCAACUCAAAGCCAACAAGAACCCAGGAAUUCUAAUCCAUCUCUGCCACCUCCAUACCCUGCAGAAACCCAGCUCAUACCCUACCCUGCCCUUGAGUCUUACUGAAAUGAUGUGGCCUUUGAGGCCAUGAGCAGCAUCUGCACACUCCAUCACUGCACUGAGCUGUGGAUAUCCCACUCCAGUUUUCUUCCGAGUAGUACACACAGAGCCUAGGAAGAACAUGACAAGGGUGAGAAUGAUGUGCUCCACAGGUGUUUGCCACUGAAGGGGGGUAGCCGGUGGUCCCCCAGUGAACCAGCUUACCUGGCCCAAUUCCCACUUUGAUGAUGUCAGCCCCAGAAAGGAUGAGCUCUUCUACCAUCUCUCCUGUUACCACAUUCCCUGCCUGAGACAGAGCAAUUGAAAUACAGCAUCCUUAGGGCCAGAAACAGGAGGUCAUGUAUUGUUACAGUAUGCAUGGACCAUGACUUUCCAACAUUAUUACAAAGAAAGGAUAACUAGGUCCCCUCUACUGGGCCCUCUGAGGGCUUUUACACUAGACACUUUAGAGAACCCUGCUCCCUACCCAUUCGCCCAACACCAAGCCAAGGUAGGAGUGAGUGGCCAAUGUCACCACUGAACCUAGGGUAAAGCUGAGGUCCAUGAUGCACUUUUCUAAGGCAACAAGGUGCUAUGAUCAACAGGGACACAUGAAGUGGCAUGGAGGAGCCUUGAGUGAGGCAAAGGGAAUUACUGGACCAGGCUCACAUCUGAUUUACAGUAGAUUUAGCUCCCCUUCCUCAAGAGACCCAAACAUAUUCUGUCCUUAAGCCAUUCUGUCAUAGAACCUGUCUGGCUUCAGGGAAAGGAAGAAGGCAUGGUAGUGUAGGCUAAAGACCCAUUUGACCAGUUGUAUUGGCUUUUGAUGGUCAGUAGACACACCCCUCAAUGCUGUGAAGAAAAUGAAGGCCACUCUUCUAAGGUUGUAAAAAAAUAAAUCAUUGUUCAUGUGA
Symphalangus syndactylus (siamang) is the source of this 5295-nucleotide messenger RNA. It is a transcript of the gene TINF2, whose product is annotated as TERF1 interacting nuclear factor 2. Gene Ontology annotation, cellular component: shelterin complex. Gene Ontology annotation, molecular function: telomeric repeat DNA binding. Lineage: Eukaryota; Metazoa; Chordata; Mammalia; Primates; Hylobatidae. The record is from RefSeq and is a predicted model, not a curated record. Gene Ontology annotation, biological process: telomere capping; regulation of telomere maintenance via telomere lengthening.